CACUCUUUCUUCUUGUCCAAUCGGAGGUAGACAUCUGUUAGCCAGAGCAACUCUAAAAUAUUCCCGUCUCUUCCCUUUUCGUUAGCGCAUUUGCUCCUUGGCCCAACAGCGUUGAUUGUGAGCAGCGGAAAUCACAGCUAAAAUGGGGAAAAUGCAGCUUUUGGGUGUAGCUGUUGUUAUAUUAGCAGUGUACUGCGUAAAUGCAAAAAUUUACUUUCGGGAAGAGUUUCUAGACGGUGAUGAGUGGAGAAGUCGCUGGGUGAACUCCAAACAUAAAUCAGACUAUGGAGAGUGGAAACUGACGGCUGGCAACUUCUAUGGGGAUGCUGAAAAAGACAAAGGUCUGCAGACGAGCCAAGAUGCACGCUUCUAUGCUACUUCUGCCCACUUCGAGGCUUUCAGCAAUGAGGGGAAGCCUUUGGUCAUUCAGUUCACAGUCAAGCAUGAGCAGAAGAUCGACUGUGGUGGUGGCUAUGUGAAGGUCUUUCCUGCUGACUUGGAUCAAACUGACAUGCAUGGGGAUUCCUCAUAUUACAUCAUGUUUGGCCCUGACAUCUGUGGCUACAGCACCAAGAAAGUUCAUGUCAUCUUUAAUUACAAAGGAAAGAAUCACCUGAUCAAGAAAGAGAUUAAGUGCAAGGAUGAUGAAUUGACUCACCUCUAUACACUGAUCCUGAAUCCAGAUCAGACAUAUGAAGUGAAGAUUGACAAUGAGAAGGUAGAAUCUGGCACCCUGGAGGAUGACUGGGACUUCCUGCCCCCUAAGAAAAUUAAGGAUCCUGAAGCCAAAAAGCCAGAGGACUGGGAUGAUCGCCCAAAGAUUGAUGAUGUUGAUGACAAAAAGCCAGAAGACUGGGACAAGCCUGAAAAUAUCCCUGACCCUGAUGCCAAAAAACCUGAAGACUGGGAAGAAGACAUGGAUGGAGAGUGGGAGCCACCUAUGAUUCCCAACCCAGAGUACAAAGGAGAAUGGAAACCGAAACAGAUUGACAACCCCAACUACAAAGGAGUUUGGGUGCAUCCUGAAAUUGACAAUCCUGAAUACAGUCCUGAUUCUAAUAUCUACAAGUUUGACAACAUUGGUGUGCUAGGUCUUGAUCUUUGGCAGGUGAAAUCUGGCACCAUUUUUGACAACUUCCUGAUAUGCGAUGAUGUGAAGGAAGCAGAAGCAAUUGGAAAGGAGACAUGGGGUGUGACAAAGGAACCAGAGAAGAAAAUGAAACAAGAACAGGAUGAUGCUAAACGAAAAGAGGAAGAGGCAAAAGUAAAAGAACAAGAAACUAAUGAAGAGGGGGAGGAGGAGGAAGAGGAGGAGGAGGAGGAGGAAGAAGAAGAAGAAACAAAGGAUGAGAUGGAAGAAGCACUUUCAGACACAGAAGAUGAAGAAUCAGUACCUAAAGAUGAGCUUUGAGGAGGGGGGGAAAUGUAGUGAGAAAAUAUUUUAUUAUGUCCCUUCCACAGAAACUGUCCUGUAACUCUCAGGGGUAUUGUGGCUGCUGUGCAUCCUUUCCCAGAGAUACAGGCAACCUGGCUUUGGAGUCUAAUGUAGAAAAUUGGGUUGAAUGGGUAUUAAUGGACUUGAUGUUGGGUUUUUUUUUUGUCACAUUACCCUUACUGAAUUGGUACUGUGGGUUGUCUAUCAUUCUGUGGCUUGACCACCAAUCUCUUGUUUUGAAAUUGUUACAUUUUGUCACAAAUCAGAUUCAAGCUCUACCUGUGAAAUUAAUAUUAAAUAAACAGGGUCAGAAAAUGGG
Molecule: messenger RNA, 1754 nt
Organism: Nothobranchius furzeri (turquoise killifish)
Lineage: Eukaryota; Metazoa; Chordata; Actinopteri; Cyprinodontiformes; Nothobranchiidae
Gene: calr3b
Product: calreticulin 3b
Biological process (GO): protein folding
Cellular component (GO): endoplasmic reticulum membrane; endoplasmic reticulum
Molecular function (GO): calcium ion binding
Source: RefSeq, a predicted model, not a curated record